This is a messenger RNA of Trichoderma virens Gv29-8, 2566 nucleotides long. RefSeq lists its product as uncharacterized. Bases 43 to 2412 code for a protein of 789 amino acids. The record is from RefSeq and is a predicted model, not a curated record. Lineage: Eukaryota; Fungi; Ascomycota; Sordariomycetes; Hypocreales; Hypocreaceae. The transcript has a single exon.
UCAUCACCACCUCAUUCAUAAUACUCGUACACACCCAGCACUAUGAACUCUAAUGACAGUGGCGGUGCCGCCAACAGCCGCAACGACCAUCUCAGCGUCCACGGAGACGAAGUGCCUCCGCCGCCAUACUCAGAGACCGACGUCUACAGCAGCGUGGGCGGCUCUCGCUCUCCUCACUCGGCAUCAGCAUCAUCAGUAACCGCAUCGGCAACAGCAGCUCCGGCAACACCAUCACACAGCUUCAUUGACGAUGCUGCGUCGUCCACUGCGGGUGACACCAUUUACACGCCUCCUCUGACUCCUCGAACCUCGCCUGGCUCUGCGCAGCCUGCAGCCCAGCUCUACUUUGACCUGAGGCCGGCUCCCCAGCGUGAUUCGAUCCCAGGCACUCUCCUCGUUCAUACUAUUGAAGUAAACGAUGUCUCCCAGCCUGAUGAUUUUCCUUACCAGAGUGAUUGGGCGGCGCGAGAUGUCACUGCUCUGGAUUGGUCUACCUUUAUCAAUUUCCUGAUUCCUGAUCAUACGACAAGGCAGAAUGAAGUUGUCAUUCAUAGAAAGCUGCUCGAUGAGAUGCAAUCAGAAUCUGGCAGAACCAACGACAGCACAGCUCGAGUAGAGGCUCAACUCAACCAGAUUGCCGACGCAGGCAAUCCCGCCAAUCCUGGCUCUCUUCAACGGAGGAGAGAUGUUGAAGCCACCGUCCUGCAGUGGAACGAUGGCUUCUUUGGCCCUCGAGGCAUCCAAGUCCGCCUCGAGCCCCAGAGAACCCCCUCGGCGCAGAUGCCCGGUACCUGGGAAACCAACUUUGACCAGACAUCGGAAGCUGGUCGAUCUACCCAGUCUUCGCAGACUGCGGGCCGCUCAGCUCCGGCCGGUGGUAGUUCAUGGGGUGGUUUUCAGAUCGAUGACAACGGUGUUCGGUAUGGCAACAGCUUUGUGGCGGAUCAAAAUGGUUUGCGCAUUGGGAGUUUGGUCAUGGAUCAGCACGGCGUUCGGUUUGAGAACAGCGCAGCACAAGGCCAGCAACAGCCAGCUGCUGCUGCUGACCGAGAUAUUCGCGGUCGAACAGCCUACCAAUACGGCUGUGAUGAAAAAAGGGACCACAAGCGUUCUAGCUCGGCCUCUUCCUCAUCGUCGUCUUCUUCUUCGAGCUCUGAAUCAUCCAUUGGGUCCCUUCCCAGCUACGAUGAUGUUCCUCUCAGCUCCAUACAGCUUUACAUAAACCGACUCCAAGAUUGGACCAAACACCCUGACCAGCUCCGCACCAAGGGCGACGUCAAGCAGCUAAAGGCUGAACUUAAGAGCGUCCCCAAGUGUCGGGAUGCAUCCAUUGAGGUGGAUAAGAGAGCUCUCAAGGCACAAAUCAAGACGUUGACGGCUGCUUGGAAACAGAUUAAGAAAAACCAGAGAAAGGAGCGCAGGGCCCGCAACAAGGAGCGCCGCGACAAGAAGAGGGCAGAGCGGAAAGAGAAGAGGCAACAUAGAAAAGAGAUGAGAAAGGCACGAAAAGAAGCCCGGAGAGGCGUCAGCACUCCCGUUCCCCCCGUGCCGCCGCCCCCUUGUAUCCCUCCGCUGCCGCCGCAUGGUCCUGGGAACAUGGUGCCUCCUGUGCCUCCCGUUCCUCCGGUGAAUACCCCAGGAUGGACGACUGGCACUCCAGGAUGGACGACUGGCACCCCAGGAUGGACCGGCAGCUUCCCAUGGGGCCGCCCCAACCACCACGGGAGAGGAGGCAGGGGACACUAUCAUUAUCAUCCUGGUCCGCCCCGAGGCGGAGGCUGGGGGUCAUGGACUAAUAAUCCCCAAGCCCCUAAUGGUAGAGGCUUCCCGGGCGAGAACGGCAUGUUUGGGCCACGCGGCAUGUUUGGUCCUGAUGGAGCAUUUGGUGAAAAGGGCUUCUUUGGAAGUGAUGGUCCGUUUGGCCCGAAUGGUUUCUUCGGACCUGGCCAAGAGCAGCAACAAAAGCAGCAGCAGCAGCAGCAGCAGCAGCAGCAGCAGCAGCAACAAAGGCAACAACAAGAGCAACAAAGGCAACAACAAGAGCAACAAAGGCAACAAGAGCAGCAGAGGCAGCAACAAGAACAACAGAGGCAGCAGCAGCAGCAGCAAACCAAUGCCUUAUCUGCCCGCUCCGUGCCCGGCUCCUGGCCCGACGAGAAAAAGCAGCGGCCAAACUGGCUCCCGCACGACGACGAGCAAAUGCCCCCUCCCGGCCCAAGAGCACUGGCAAAGUACCGCGCCAUGGAGGGUCUCGAAACGGCCAUCCAGCAGCAGGUUUACAUGGUGGAGAACGCCGGGCCGGGUUUCCAGAAGGAGGGGCUGGAGAGGGCGAUUGCGCAGAUGAGGAAGAAGCUGGAGAUUUUGAGGGUCGAGGCUGAUGAGGAGUAUGCCAAGGAAUUGAGUGGGAACUGAGGUAUAUUGUAUAAAAGAUUGGGUUUUUUGGGGGGGUUGCUUAAUGAACAUGUAUAAGAAGGAUACUGCCUAUCUAGCGUUGGAUGUUUUUUUGAUACCAAAGGAAAUAUUUGUUUUACCAUAGUCACUAUAAAAAAAGAAGAAUGUCACUCAG